CGGAUGGGCCGGGCUGUGCCCAUGGCGGCGGGAGCUCCCGGGACGCCGUUCGAGCCGUGGGAUUUUGGUAACACAGUUGACAUAAUCAAAACAAUACCACAGGAUUUGUUUGCAGAGCUAUGUGAACAAAAUAUCCGAUAUCUCAAAUGCCAGAUCCCAGCUGUAAAUACAAUAGAACUCUGUCAGAGAUUUCAAGCCGCUGGGAUUGAGAUUGUCACUAGUGACUUGGUAAAAGUAGUUAAUGCCAUUUUCUUUAUAUUCAGCACAGCAGCAAAAAAUAAACUCUCAUCAGAAGAACUCUCCAUCAAACUAGGCCAUUCAGUCAAUGCUGUGCCAAAACAAGCUAUACAGGUUAUUCGGCACUUCUGGAAUGAACAGGGGAGAUCUGUCACAGCAUCAGAAGAGGCAAAGAGCGUUUCUGCUCUCGGACAGCUUGUUGACUUUCAGUGGAAGCUGGGCAUGGCAGUGAGCUCCGACAGCUGUAAAUCUUUGAAAUCACCCUAUGUUACAGUGACAGUGAAAGUGGUGGAUGCUUCUGGGCACAUCACAAGCAAAACGUUUGAAAUGACCGUCCCACAGUUUCAGAAUUUCCACGAGCAGUUCAAGGAAAUGGCAAGUGUUCUUGAGACCGUUUGAACUGCACUUCUGUAGUUCAUUUAAACCAAAACGAACCCUUUUCAUCUUGCCUAUAAAACUUAAUGGAUCGUCUUAAAGAAAGAUACGUAAGACCCUCAGCAUUUGAAUUUCCUUCCUGAUUUUGUCCAGCCACAAUUUCUUCUGGAAAGAAUUAUGAAGAACUGCAAGUGCUAUAAGAUACGUCUUGCUAAUGGCAGAAAUCAUAUAUACAUACAUACAUAUAUAUGGAUGUCUACGUCAAAAUUAUUUGUAUGAGCAUUCAGCCAGGAAGUCAUGAAUGGUUAGCAUGGGGUCUAUGAAAAAAUAACAUGCCACAUGUACUUUUCAUUAUUUCAUACCUUCUAUUAAAAUAUUUAAGUAGUACAA
Molecule: messenger RNA, 1002 nt
Organism: Varanus komodoensis (Komodo dragon)
Lineage: Eukaryota; Metazoa; Chordata; Lepidosauria; Squamata; Varanidae
Gene: COMMD6
Product: COMM domain containing 6
Exons: 7
Coding region: 4-636 (210 amino acids)
Molecular function (GO): NF-kappaB binding
Source: RefSeq, a predicted model, not a curated record